UUCUUUGCGCUGUUUGCCCUCGCUCUGGUUUUCUCGCAUUCACGAUCUCUCGCAUUCUUAAUCAUUUCCUCGGUUCACUCUCACUCGGUCCCCCCACUCAAUCCUUCACUUUCUCUAGUCCAAUUAAUUUUUAUCUUUCACUCUCUCCCUCCCUCUCUCUCCCUUUCGAUCACUCGCCUUUUCACUCUCUUGGACUCUUGGUCUAUUGCUUUAUUUCGUGCUGAUUCUCCCUUGCUUUCGCUUUCGCUUUCUCCCCUUCAUUCACUCCUUUUCAAUCAAUCCAUCACUUUCUCGUUCAAUUAAUCGUUCACUUUCACUAACUCUCACUCCCACACUCUCUCGUUCUCUUUCGAUCACUUUCGCUUUUUACCGCUUACAUACAUUGUCUUGCUCUUUCUUACCGUCGGUCUAUUGCUUUCUGCCCUGUUCCUUGCUGUUACUCUCAUUCUGUUCCGUCUUCUAAAUCAUUUCCUCCUUCAUCACUCUCACUUGGUCCCUCACCCACUCUUUCAGUCAUUCAUUCACUCUCGUUCAAUUAAUCCUUCACUUUCACUCUUUUCAUCGCCUUUUUACGCUUUCAUGCAUUGUCUUACUCUAUGUCUAUUCGCUUUCUCUUUCAUUCUGUUCCUCGUCUUCUCAAUCGCUUCCUCAGCUCAUCACUCAGUUCCUCACUCACUCUUUCAAUCAAUCCAUCACUUUCUCUCCAAUUAUUCUUUCACUUUCACUCUUCCUCUCGCGUUUCUUAAUCUCACUCACGUUCUCUCACGUUCUUUCCAUUGAUCCUAGUUCUUGUUCACUCAUUUCCCCCCUCAUUCUGUUUCUCGCUCUCUCAAUCAUUCCCUCAGUUCAUCCCUCAAUCGAUCUCUCAAUCAGUCUCACUCGGUUCCUCACUCACUCUUUCAGUCAAUCCAUCAAUUUCUCUCCUCCAAUUAUUCUUUCACUCUCACUCACGUUCUUUCCAUUGAUCCUAGUUCUUGUUCCCUCAUUUCCCCCCUCAUUCUGUUUCUCGCUCUCUCAAUCAUUCCCUCAGUUCAUCCCUCAAUCGAUCUCUCAAUCAGUCUCACUCGGUUCCUCACUCACUCUUUCAGUCAAUCCAUCAAUUUCUCUCCUCCAAUUAUUCUUUCACUCUCACUCACGUUCUUUCCAUUGAUCCUAGUUCUUGUUCCCUCAUUUCCCCCCUCAUUCUGUUUCUCGCUCUCUCAAUCAUUCCCUCAGUUCAUCCCUCAAUCGAUCUCUCAAUCAGUCUCACUCGGUUCCUCACUCACUCACUUUUUCAGUCAAUCCAUCACUUUCUCUCCAAAUAUUCUUUCACUUUUACUCUUCCUCUCGCGUUUCUUACUCUCACUCAUGUUCUCUCACGCUCUUUCCAUUGGCCCUAGUUCUCUCGUUCCCUCAUUUUUCUUUUCAUUCUGUUUCUCGCUCUCUCAAUCAUUCCCUCAGUUCAUCCCUCAAUCGGUCUCUCAAUCAGUCUCACUUGGUUUCUCACUCACUCUUUCAGUCAAUCCAUCACUUUCUCUCCUCCAAUUAUUCUUUCACUCUCUCACGUUCUCUCACGUUCUUUCCAUUGAUCCUAGUUUUUGUUCCCUCAUGUCCCCCUUCAUUCUGUUUCUCGCUCUCAAUCAUUCCCUCAGUUCAUCACUCAAUCGGUCUCUCAAUCGGUCCCUCAAUCGAUCUCUCAGUCUCACUCGGUUCCUCACUCACUCACUCUUUCAGUCAAUCUAUCACUUUCUCUCCUCCAAUUAUUCUUUCACUCUCUCACGUUCUCUCACGUUCUUUUCAUUGAUCCUAGUUCUUGUUCCCUCAUUUCCCCCUUCAUUCUGUUUCUCGCUCUCUCAAUCAUUCCCUCAGUUCAUCCCUCAAUCGAUCUCUCAAUCAGUCUCACUCGAUUCCUCACUCUUUCAAUCAAUCAGUCAAUCCAUCACUCUCUCCAAAUAUUCUUUCACUUUCACUCUCUUCCUCGCGUUUCUUACUCUCACUCAUGUUCUCUCACGCUCUUUCCAUUGGCCCUAGUUCUCUCGUUCCCUCAUGUUUCGCUUCAUUCUGUUUCUCGCUCUCUCAAUCAUUCCCUCAGUUCAUCCCUCAAUCGAUCUCUCAAUCAGUCUCACUCGGUUCCUCACUCAAUCUUUCAGUCAAUCUAUCACUUUCUCUCCUCCAAUUAUUCUUUCACUCUCACUCACGUUCUCUCACGUUCUUUCCAUUGAUCCUAGUUCUUGUUCACUCAUUUCACCCCUCAUUCUGUUUCUCGCUCUCUCAAUCAUUCCCUCAGUUCAUCCCUCAAUCGAUCUCUCAAUCAGUCUCACUCGGUUCCUCACUCACUCUUUCAGUCAAUCCAUCACUUUCUCUCCUCCAAUUAUUCUUUCACUCUCACUCACGUUCUCUCACGUUCUUUCCAUUGAUCCUAGUUCUUGCUCCCUCAUUUCCCCCUUCAUUCUGUUUCUCGCUCUCUCAAUCAUUACCUCAGUUCAUCACUCAAUCGGUCUCUCAAUCGGUCCCUCAAUCGAUCUCUCAAUCAGUCUCACUCGGUUCCUCACUCACUCACUUUUUCAGUCAAUCCAUCACUUUCUCUCCAAAUAUUCUUUCACUUUUACUCUUCCUCUCGCGUUUCUUACUCUCACUCAUGUUCUCUCACGCUCUUUCCAUUGGCCCUAGUUCUCUCGUUCCCUCAUUUUUCGCUUCAUUUUGUUUCUCGCUCUCUCAAUCAUUCCCUCAGUUCAUCCCGCAAUCGAUCUCUCAAUCAGUCUCACUUGGUUUCUCACUCACUCUUUCAGUCAAUCUAUCACUUUCUCUCCUCCAAUUAUUCUUUCACUCUCUCACGUUAUCUCACGUUCUUUUCAUUGAUCCUAGUUCUUGUUCCCUCAUUUUCCCCUUCAUUCUGUUUCUCGCUCUCUCAAUCAUUACCUCAGUUCAUCACUCAAUCGGUCUCUCAAUCGGUCCCUCAAUCGAUCUCUCAGUCUCACUCGGUUCCUCACUCACUCACUUUUUCAGUCAAUCCAUCACUUUCUCUCCAAAUAUUCUUUCACUUUUACUCUUCCUCUCGCGUUUCUUACUCUCACUCAUGUUCUCUCACGCUCUUUCCAUUGGCCCUAGUUCUCUCGUUCCCUCAUUUUUCGCUUCAUUCUGUUUCUCGCUCUCUCAAUCAUUCCCUCAGUUCAUCCCUCAAUCGAUCUCUCAAUCAGUCUCACUCGGUUCCUCACUUAUUCUUUCAGUCAAUCUAUCACUUUCUCUCCUCCAAUUAUUCUUUCACUCUCACUCACGUUCUCUCACGUUCUUUUUAUUGAUCCUAGUUCUUGUUCCCUCAUUUUCCCCUUCAUUCUGUUUCGCACUCUCUCAAUCAUUCCCUCAGAUCAUCACUCAAUCGGUCUCUCAAUCGGUCUUACUCGGUUCCUCACUCAUUCACUCUCUCUGUCUCUCUUAUCCUUCACCUUCACUUUACCUAUCAUACUCAUUCGAUCACUCGCUUUUUAAACUUUCAUUCUCUUGCUCUGGUGUUCUGUUGCUUACGCUUACGUUUUCUAGAAAUCGUUCUCUCAUGUUCCCUUUUAUGAUGUUUCUGGUCCAAUCUCUUUUCUUCUACUCUAUGUGCUCUCACUCAUUUUCCAUUCACUUUCUAGCUGUAUUAGUUUCGCUCAUACUCUCUCGCUUUCACUCGUUAUCUUGCAUUCUCUCCCUGUUCCGCUUAAUCUCUCUCUUCCUUUCAUUCUCAUAUUCUCAUUGUCUCACCCGGCUACAUUUAUUCUUCCUUGCUCAUUCUUUAUCCCACUCUCACCGUCACUCACACUCACUUUUGCUCUCUCAUUUCUCAGUCUUAGUACUUUAUUUUCACACAUUCUCUCAUUGUUCCAUUCUUUCUGUUUUUGACUGUCCGUUUCUGUCUCACUCAUUCUCUACCCUCACUUUCAUUCUGUGAAUCAUUCUACCUCCCUCAUUCUCACCCUUGCUCAUAGUCUCUCCCGCGCUCAUUCUCUCUUCAAUCCACCAAACAAUUUCAGUCAAUGUCUCUUGCAAUCGGAUAAACCCAUUAUUCCUAGGAAUUUAGAAAAAUUAAAUAUAUUUCAUAGAUUUCUUUUCAACGAUAUUAAACAUUCUGGAACUCACACCUUCACCUCCACCUUUGGCUGCCUAAAUUAAAUAAAUAGUAAUUAACUCAUUCACAUUCCUUCGUCCUUUAGUCGGCUAUGCUGCAAUCCCUUAAAUGUUUGCGCAUAAAGUUUAUUGCAACGUUAAUUGUGCAAAUUAAGCUUAAAAAAAUUUGCAACACAAACUGGCCAGCAAUAGCAACACGAAAACCACAUGCCAACACUUAUUGCCAACCGCGAAGCGGCUGCUGUUCAGGACGAGGCUUAAUUAUAAGCAAAAUGCAUAAAGGACGCAGAGUCCAAAGUGCAACCCAGGAGGCCGGGCGGCCGGUUGGCCUGCAGGCAGGCAGGCAGGCUCUGUGGUCACUGAGCUGGACAGACUCUAGCCAUGGCUCCGUCUCUUUCCUUCAUUCUAGUCAUAUUAUGCACACGUUCUGCAGUCUCACACACACACACACAUUCACACUUGCAACGAGCAAAGGACUCGCUGUGCGUGCUGCUAAAAGUUGAGCGCAGCGAAAAGUUUUUCGGGCCAAGCUUUACGCUGCUUUGUGUCAAAACAAGCCGCCAACAAUAACAACUCUCGCAUUGCAACAAUAAUAAUAACAAGCCAAAAGGGUGACAACUUAUAGGGGAACACUCGUCGAUACCCUGCAAUCAGAUUAGUUGCUUAUGAAGGUAGACAGAACUAGCGCCAUGAUGGUUAUAGACUGGAAAAUUUGAGUAAAGGUUGUGCUUUGA
This is a messenger RNA of Drosophila hydei, 4817 nucleotides long. Its product is annotated as fap1 adhesin-like. The record is from RefSeq and is a predicted model, not a curated record. NCBI's taxonomy places the organism in Eukaryota, Metazoa, Arthropoda, Insecta, Diptera, Drosophilidae. The coding region runs from base 1979 to 3907 and encodes 642 amino acids. The transcript is spliced from 2 exons.